Rhagoletis pomonella (apple maggot) is the source of this 1106-nucleotide messenger RNA. RefSeq lists its product as uncharacterized. Lineage: Eukaryota; Metazoa; Arthropoda; Insecta; Diptera; Tephritidae. The annotation marks the transcript as partial. The record is from RefSeq and is a predicted model, not a curated record. The transcript has 2 exons.
AGCGCUGGCCUUGUGUUUAGAUUUAGAUUUAUCGGAAGAAAAAUAUAAUAGACUACGCAAAGUUGCUAACAAUAUACAUGCGGAUUUUUUCCCAAGCACGUAUGCGUUAAACCAAUUAAAACAAAGUUUAGUACCACAUAUAGAAGCGACGGAAACUUCAGCAGAAGUUAAUUUAAAGGCUCUUGUACAUAUUACAUCCAAACACAUCUUAGAAGUUUGUGCAGACAAACACCCAGUGGGCAAACUUUCACUUAUAUGUAAAUGGGGAAUGGAUGGCAGUUCUGGCCACAGUCGAUAUAAGCAAAAAUUCUCCGCGGAAGACCUCUCAGAUGAAUUUAUUUUCGUAAUUGCUUUGUUACCACUUAAGCUCAUCGAUUCCUCAUCAGGUAAUGAAAUAUGGGUCAACCGAACUCCCUCUUCUACGCUGUUCUGUAGACCAGUGAAAUUCGUUUAUACGAAAGAAGGAAAGGCGUUAAUUCAUUCAGAAUAUAAUAAAAUAAUUCAGAUGAUUAAUGAUUUGGAAUGUGAUAUUUUUAAAAAUAAGAAGGGAAUUGCUGAAGUUUCCUACAUCAUGCAUUGCACUAUGAUUGACGGUGCAGUAGCUAAUGUUUUAACAAACACCAAUUCCUCAAGCAGAUGUUUCAUAUGUCAUGCACGCCCAACAGAAAUGAAUAAUAUUGAACAAAACAAAAUACCAAAUCCAGAUCAUUAUAAAUUUGGGUUAUCAACCCUCCAUUGCUGGAUUCGAUUCUUUGAAUGUCUAUUACACAUAGCCUACCGUCUGCCUUUUAAGACAUGGCAAGUCAGAAUGGAAAAUAAGGCUAAAUUUAUUGAAACUAAAGCCCGUAUCCAAAAAGAGUUCAAAAUUAAAACAGGUUUGAUAAUUGACCAAGUCAAGCAAGGGUUUGGAACAACAAAUGAUGGAAACACCGCUCGACGUUUUUUUGAAAAUAUUGACGUUGCCGCAGAAAUUACUCGUCUGGAUAAGUCUCUAAUCCAUAAUUUUUCUCUGGUGCUAAGAGUCCUCUCUUGUGGAAAACAAAUAAAAACCCAAGAGUUUAGUGUUUUGUUGAACGAAACAAGAGAGUUAUACCUUAGAAAUUAUG